This is a messenger RNA of Drosophila serrata, 4572 nucleotides long. RefSeq names its product major facilitator superfamily domain-containing protein 6 jef (gene jef). The record is from RefSeq and is a predicted model, not a curated record. Lineage: Eukaryota; Metazoa; Arthropoda; Insecta; Diptera; Drosophilidae. Gene Ontology annotation, cellular component: membrane.
ACGCUCGUAUAGAGGCCAGGCGCGAGGAAAACUCUGCUUAUCGAUUACGCACGUAACACAUUUUUCCAGCGGCCGAAAAACCAAAGAAUUUCCUCACAAAUUUCAUAUUUCUGCUGCCGAAUGAUAAUGGAGAUGAUAAUGAGGCUGUAACUGGGCCACAAGCGUAGACCGAAGGGAAGUGUCAGUCAAGAGCGGAAAUCAAGAAGAUAGAGUGGAACGGGGGGAUUCCCAGGAGGAGAAGGACACCAACCAGCAGACACCAUCCGAGUUCAAGGAACUAACAAACAAUGAAUCCCUACACCGCGGGCGGGGGAGGAGCUGGUGGCGCCAAUCCCUUUGGAGCACCAGCAACGGGUGCAGGCUAUGGCCAGCAGGGCUACGGAUACGAGCAGCAGGCAACAGGUGGCUAUGACCAGGGAAUGAACUAUGGCGAUCAGCAGCAACAGCAGGCAGCUGGAUACGGUCCACCGGGAGCCAGACCACGCGUGGAUGUGGAGGCCAGUGGCGAGGUGGAUCCCAAUCUAUACCCGGAGGCUAAGGACUCAACGCACAAAGUACGCGGGCACUCGGACAUCCUGGAGAUGUUCUUUGGGGCGAGCACGGAACGCGAGCUGAUUCCCGUAAAGAGCUUUUACUUCUUCUUCUACGCCGCCUUUGGAUCACUGUUUCCGCUGAUGGGCGUGUACUUCAAGCAGAUGGGCAUGAAUCCGGGACAGUGCGGCAUCCUGGUGGGCAUGCGUCCCUUUGUUGAGUUCCUCUCUGCCCCAUUUUGGGGCUCCUAUGCGGAUCGCUGUCGGCAGGGCAAGCGGCUGCUCCUGGGCUCGCUGGCCUGUUGGGUCCUCUUCACCAUCCCACUGAGCUUCAUCCGGCCGGAGGCCAUCAAUUGUAUCGAACGGCGGAAUGCCACAGACUUUGUGCUGACCUACACGCGCACCAAGCGGGAUCUCUCCUCCAUGUACGAGCCAGAACCGGAGCGGAUGGAUCAGCUGAUGGGCACAAUGCCAGCGGAAGAGGCUCUGGAGGAGGCGGAAGCUGCUCAUAGCCGGCACAAGAGAUCGCUCCUGCUGCCCAGGAUUGAUGCAGGCAUCUCGCCGGUUCACAUCAACUUUGUGAGCAACUAUGACGACAAGUACCACAGGGACUAUGUGACGCCCAUCUUCAGCUCCAUGGUCUACAGGACACCGGACAUUCAAAAGGCGUUCUUCCUGCUCCUGCUGGUAAUCCUGAUCGGUGAAUUCUUCAGCGCUCCUGCUAUCACUCUGGCCGACUCCGCUGUGAUAACGCUGCUGGGCGAGGAUGCGGACAAGUACGGACAUCAGCGGAUGUUUGGCUCCCUGGGAUGGGGCAUCUCCAUGUUCCUGGUGGGCAUCGCCCUGGAUCACUCCACCUCGUUCUCGAACCAUCCGUGCGGGGCGCAGAACAAGGAGAAGAACUACAACAUUUGCUUCUCCAUCUUCUCCGUGCUGAUGACCUGUGCGAUUAUAUCCGCCUCGAAGAUCACCUUCAAGUACGAUCCCAUCGACGAGCAACAGGCGGCCCAGCAGGCGGCGUCACAGUUUGUGGAUCCUGGAAAGAGGGCCGAGGAGGAGUCAAUGAACCAACUGGCCGCCCAGCUAAACCUGCCAUCGCUGGCAGUGGGUAGCGGCAGUGCCGCCUCCGGUGCCUGUGCCGGUGGCGUGAGUAGCUUCCUGGCCGCCGGUCAUCAGCCGCAGCCGCAUAUCGGCGCCGAGUCCAAGGUGUUUGCGCAGACGGCGAAAGAGUUACCCGAAUGGAUGACCGUACUGACCCAUUUCAAGGACCUGAAGACCGCUUCCUUUCUGUUUGUGGCCUGGUUCAUGGGCUUCGGCAUCGGGCUGAUCUUCACCUUUCUGUUCUGGCAUCUCCAGGACUAUGGCGGCACUCCCACGCUCUUUGGCGUUGCGUCCGUGAUCAACCAUGUGUCCGAGAUCUUUGCAUACUUUUUCAGCUUCCGUCUGAUCACCCAGAUUGGUCAUGUCAAGGUCCUGUGUCUGGGCCUAAUUGGCAAUGUCCUGCGCUUCCUUUAUAUCUCCUAUCUAACCAAUCCGUGGAUGGUCCUGCCCUUCGAACUGAUGCAGGGCAUCACCCAUGCCGCCGUGUGGGCAGCCUCCUGCUCGUAUAUUGCUCACAACACACCGAAGCAUCUGAGGGCCUCGGCCCAGGGUGUACUCCAGGGUAUCCAUCACGGAUUGGGACGCGGCUGCGGUGCCAUCAUUGGCGGCAUGUUUGUCACUUACUACGGUACUACUGCUACCUUCCGCUGGUACGGCAUUGCCUGCCUCUUCGUCCUCGGCUUCUUCAUCUUUGUCAACUUUUAUCGCAAGGAGCAGGGCUUCAUUUCGGAGAUUCCGGUCACCGAGGAUCCGCAUCAGGUGGCCGAGGAGACCUCGCACUUGGCUCCCCAUGGUGUUCCCAGCAAUCCCAUUCCCCGGGCUCUGUCCAACUCGCGCCUGAAUGAGAUGAACCCGAAUGGAGGACCCUAUGGCACAUACCAGACCACUGGCGGCAACCUGGAUAUUCCCGGAGCUAACCAGCACAAUCCGUUUGCCCAGUAAGCUGUCGCGAAUCCUCUCAAGAAAUCGCCAGUCAGGCCAUCAUCUCGUUAAUCAUAAAACUAACAAAGAAAUGAAAGAAAAACUAAAACGAACAAAGUAUAACCGCAAACAUAUCUUGGACAUUGGCCUGCAAUAUGAAUUGCAUAACUGCAUUGCUUUAACAUAAUUUUAUUUUGUUGAUCUACACAUAUAGCAUAUAGCAUAUACAUAUACACAUAUAAUAUAUUUUAUAUAGGACAUGCAACAUGCCACAUGCAACAUAGCCAGCAUAAAGAUUACAUAUGAUUUACAUUGAUUUUUACAUGUAUUAGAGUGAAGUGAAGGAGGAAAUCGAAACGAAUUUUCACAUAGCAGCUUAGCAAUAAACAUAGUGCAAUAUAGAUAUGUACAUGUAUAUAUAAAUAUAUAUAUAUAUUGUGCGGAUCUAUAAUAUUUAUAGGCCUUUUUAUAUAUUUGUUGCAUGGCAUUAUUCUAAGUUCUCAAGCCCACUUUUGGGCGAUCACCAAGCCAGAUAGAUCACACAUACGCCCGGGUGACCCCCGAAAAUCACAAACAUAAAGUACCUAUACUACAAAAAUAUGCAGAGAUUAAAAUCAUUAAACAUAAAAUUUAUAAAAAUAAAACUAUGUAAAUACGGAGCGCCUUUCAAGGCUAUAAGACAUUGGGAAGCAGCGUAAACUGCUUCGUUUAGCCGCUGUUGAUUAUGAAUAUAAUGUUCACCAAACUAAUUUAGAUUAUCCUUUGUCUUAUGGCCUUGAAACGCACCGUAUGUGAUUCCCAGACAUGAGGUUGAGGAAAUUAAUACCAAAUAACUUUAAAUUCCUUUUAUUUCUGGAACAAGUUUAGGGGUAAAAUAAAUAUUCUUGGUUUCAAAUACUUUCCAAGUUCAAGAAUGUUUCCUUUAGAAUGUUUUGGUAGAAAGUUUAUUUAAAUAACCUAUAAGAAACGUUACAAAUUAAUUCCCAAAAAUGUUCUAUGCAAUAUUAUGAUGAAGAAACAAAAUCACGCAAGUUAAAGGAAUAUUAAAGAAAUAUAAAUGUAGUUGCAUUGAAAAACAAAAAAGGGAGACAUUUAACUAAAACUAAAACAGAAAGUGUAGUGACUGGAGGAUAAAACAGAGGAAACAAGUAAAACAAUCCAGAACUAAAACCAAAGGAUAAACAAAUGUUGUAACGAAUGAUAUUAUGGAAAUCCGCCUCAUUGCAAUCAAGUGUUGAAUAUUUUAAUUUUUACACAAAAAUAUACGAGUACUAAACAUACAUAUUUUGACAUACUUAAAAAGAGAAACCUAUAACAUAGAGAAGUAUAUAACGUACGUUUAUACAUACAUAUAGUAUAUGGAAGAAGACGCACCAAACAAAAAUAAUGUGGAAAAGCAAACUACACUAAACUGUAUCUGUACCUAAGAGAUAUUUUUCCUGAUUUCAGCUCGGCGAUAAUGUAAGCUAAUCCAGCCAAUCUCUCGCUCGAUAUACAUAUAAAACAUUAAAUGAAACAUAAAGGUAUAAAUACUAUAUAUUGUUGAUAGCAAAUUUGAUUGGCAUUGGAUAUUUUCUUGUAACGAUACGCUAGUUCUCGUGUACAGCACCGUACUUAAUAUAUACAUAUAUUUGUGGAGAUUUUUCGGAUAGACUAACCUUAGUAUUAUGCAUUCUGUACAACUGCACUCACAGUUAUGUUUGUUGAGCCGGUAUUUAAUGAAACUCUCUCUCUAUAUAAAUAUAUAUAUUUAAAUGGAAUAUAGAUACUCAUAUAGGGUAUACACACUUAUAUAUGAAUGUACAAGUAUUAUACACAAUGCGCAUACAUAUGAUACAAAAGGAUACAAUACCCAAUACCCCAAUACCCCAAUACCCCCAUACCCCGAUAGCCAAUAAAAAAAAGAACAAGAAACCCGAAAUGGCAAGUGAACGCAAGAAAUCAUGUAAUUAUGUAUGUUUAAUAAAACGUUUAACUACCGAGUGAAGUCUAAAGACAAAGGCACAACUUAUUUCGCCAA